This is a messenger RNA of Verruconis gallopava, 2386 nucleotides long. RefSeq lists its product as uncharacterized. The record is from RefSeq and is a predicted model, not a curated record. Bases 707 to 1924 code for a protein of 405 amino acids. The transcript is spliced from 4 exons. Gene Ontology annotation, molecular function: RNA binding. Lineage: Eukaryota; Fungi; Ascomycota; Dothideomycetes; Venturiales; Sympoventuriaceae.
ACCUCCUUCACCUCACUCUCGUCCUCUCCCUUCGCCUCACCCUCACCGCUUCCCCAUCAUCCACCGUUCAACUUUCUUGACUGUAGAUCCCUAUACGCCGGCUUGACGUUGCGACACGUAGUCUGCCUUCGCUUGCUCACUUUACGUCCACGACUGACGCCGUGCCCUCACCUUCCAGUUCCCAAACCGUUCGCGUCGAUGCGGACGCCGUACUGACCUUUGCGCAAUCUCUUCUCAGAGCUUUCUUUUCUUUCUUGUAUUGCUCAUACUCUUGCUGGAAGACGGGACGUUUGAAAAAGAAAACCCUACAAAGUGUUUUAUUAGGCUGGCAAACUGAGCUAUAGUACCAACUCCACGAAAUAUUGUCUCGCGGAACCACUCGCAAGUGUCAUUGAACAAGCAAGCUACCGAAUCUGUACAUCUGUACAUCUCUGGCUACUGUAGUUGAGAGCUUUGGCGUGUCCAGCUUCUUACUCAACUUCUUGUACCUACAAAUCAUCAUCGGGCCAACGCAUCUGUCAAGCGGACUUGUACUUGUCUUUGAGAGCUGAAUCUCUUUUCUCGAAAGGUACAAUCUACCUUGUUCAAGCUCAAGAGCUGUGCCCAAGCGCGACAAAAGCAAAGUCGUUUUAUACUAACAUUUGACACCUCAAAACCGUUACACGCCCAUCCUUCCUUCCCAAAUUAGUUUAGGUUUUUUUCGGACAUGGCGGAGGGCGACGACUACAACUUGGAUUUGUCGUACAUGGACGAAAAUAGUGCCGAGGGCCAUCAGCAGCAUCAUCAAGACGGUGACUAUCAAUACGACGAUUCUACAGAGCUCUAUGGCGAUGAAAACUAUGAGGGAGAUCAUGGAAAUAUCGAUCAUGCCGUCAACGGCGACUCAAACGCAAAAGUUGAUUCGGUAGACACGGCUCAAGGAGAAGCGAAUGCUGAACAGAGCGCUGAGACCGACGCGUCAGGCUCGCGAAAGCGCAAAGAGAGAGAUGAUGAUGAUGACUACAGCCAAACAGCACAGAACAUGACGCCACGGCAGACGUCGUCAACGCCGGUUCCGUCACAACACAGUGGUUACGGCCCACAGCCUACGCAUGCUCUCAAUAUUCAGCAACUCGGACACAAUAUGAGCGAGGAGACGAUCCGAGAAUGGGUAAAUGCCGUAGGUAAGGAAAGUGAGAUAGAGGAGCUGAAGUUUGAUGAGUUCAAGCCGAAUGGCAAGUCAAAAGGUGCUUGCUAUGUACGCUUUACAACCCCCGAGGCGGCUCAACUUGUGAAGGACUAUAUCGCCAACACAGUUCCCAAGCCACCAGGCAAGCCUGCCGGUUAUGUGGUACACUACGCCAACUCAAACCCGUAUUUGCGUUCAAGCAACAAUACCAGCCAAGGAGCCAACCGAACAAAUGCCCGCGGUGGUCUAGGUGGGGACAACUUCCGUGGCGGACGAGGUAAUUUUAGAGGAAAUUUCAACCGCGGAGGCGGCUUUGUUGGUCGUGGAAACUACAAUAACAUGGGUGGCGUAAUGCCAAACAUGAAUCAAGGCGGCUGGAACAACCAGGGCGGCAUGGCUAUGGGUGGUGGCUUCAACAAUAUGGCCGCAGGGGGCUUCAACAAUCGCGGUGGCAUGAACAAUCGUGGCAGAGGCGGCAUGGGUGUCAACAUGGGUCGCGGAGGCGGUAUGAAUAUGGGUAUGAACCAAGGAGGCAUGAUGGGCGGCAUGGGCAGGGGCGGUAUGCCUGCCAUGCCUACCAUGCCUAUGAUGAAUCCAAUGAUGGGCAUGCCGAGCAUGUUCAACAUGCCCAACAUGAUGGGUGGGAUGCAGAACCGCGGAGGCAUGAUGGGGGGCAAUAUGAUGGGAGGUGUUGGCCGUGGUGGAUUUCCGGCUGGCCAGCAGGGCGGCAUGAACAAGAGACCAAGGAUGGGCUGAGAAAGCUUUCGCAAAGCCUUCUUUACUACAUUUAUUUCGGCGUUUCUCGCGAGCUCUCCAGUCACGGAAUUUCUGAGCAGCUCUGGGAGUUGUCGUAGGGAUGGAGGGAACUUUUUUCACAGGAUGUGGUGUUCCACGGUCUCGAGGUUUAACGUGGGUAAAUUAAGGCUGUAACAAUAGUUUGAAAGGCCACUCCCUUCCGUUGUAUGGCUGAUCUGGUUGGCAGUACUGGCUGAGCCUAUUUCUCCAGUUCAGGUCGAUCUUAGAGCGGCGAAACGCAAAGCGAAAACAGCACAUUUGGACGGCAAAUAUCGGUCCAAAUUAUGCGUGUUUGCAUUUCCUGCUGAUCCAGUCCACUGCUGCCUCUCAGACUUGACAGACAUUAAGGCGGUCGGAUUUCCUUACAAAAAAUGGAAAGAGCAGAAUCAACUCGAAGACAUUAAAUCCCGCGUCCAGAGCACG